Molecule: messenger RNA, 3618 nt
Organism: Porites evermanni
Lineage: Eukaryota; Metazoa; Cnidaria; Anthozoa; Scleractinia; Poritidae
Source: the annotation of a GenBank genome assembly
AUGCUUUGGUGCAAUUUCGUUACGCUUGUUAUGAAAAUGGCGGGUCGAAGGCGGUCGUCUUUCCGGUAACGAGUGAUUUUUAGCCUGCCAUUUUGCCAAUUUUGGCGUACUCUAGGUAAAUGAUUUUACCAUUUUUUACGAAUUUUUCUUUCGAGUUUUCGUUAGAUUUAUUUUUUCUGCGCUUUAUGGUCGUCAAGCGUGAAGAAUUCAAUGAAACAAUAGAGUGGUUUUUCAAUAGCGCGCCUUUGUGUUUGGGUUUACAGUCGAGUGGUUCCUUUCUUUAUUAAUUUGCAUAAUGUUUAAUGCAAAUAUAAAUCUCAACGGUAGUUCCAUUUCAGAAAGUGAAGGUUGAAUAUUGAGAAAACGGGUCUUGACCUCUUUUGACCUCUCUAGUUUUAACCGUAGACGAUCAAGAAAAGCGUGCAAAUUUUGGUCUGUUAAGAAUUGACGGUGCUUUUGUGUGAUGCAAAUUUCCGCAUGAUCUUGUUCCUUUUCUACGUGCUUUGUUUUAUGGAUUUGCAAUAGACAUAUUUGUAUGUAUCGUUAGGUUUAUUUUGGAUUCCUUUGGUAUUAUUUAAGUUUUAAAUCACUAGAAAUAUUCAUCCGACGUCCUGAAUUGUUCCUUUUAGGUUUGUUUGUUAUGGAGGAGGGAAGUCUAAAACGUAGUCAUGUACCUACGUUCGACUCUCCGGGUAAACCUGAGAGCAAGCGCCGAUCUCAAGAAUCAUCAUGCAACACUGAUACACCUAGAGCAAGGAAAAUAUUUCAUGUAUGACAUUCAUGUAUUUCAUGUAUGACAUUCUUCACAUAAAGCUUUUAUUUGUUCUUCAAUGGAGUAGAAUAUAUAUUAUCGAUCAGUUUAUUAUUGUAACAACAAACUGAUAACACACAUAUCUAAUCACCAAUGACAAAUAGCUUUAAAAGGAUCAUUGGGCAGAUCCUUAGUAAAAAGGUAAUAGUAAAUGCUGACAAAAAAACAAACGGGAAAAAUAAUAUAUGAGAAGUCUUUUCUGGCAUAAUUUUUCCUCACUGCAUGCUCAAAUUUGCUCUGGGUUUCCAUUGGUAUAGUGGCUCGGUCAGUCAAGCAAGCAAACACCAAAUAAAGCACCAUCCUUGAAUAGUUUUUGGUAACAUUAUUAGUGUUGUAAUGCAAACAAGCAUUUUUGUUGUGGUGACAAGUACAUUGUUAAUAUUAUUAGUUUUAAUGCAAAAUGCACUGUUUCAAUUAAACAAAUGAGAUUCACUCCAAAUAUUUCAACCUUUCACCCCUAAACACAGUUAUGUCAGCCCAAUUUUCUUCAAUUCAAGAACUUCAAUAAUUUAUUAAGUCUACGGAAAUAUUUGUUCAGUGUUAAAAUUGAAAAUUGAGGCAAGAAUUCUGUUCAGUUCCAUCUCCUUGAAUAUUUUUAUUAGUGAGAAUUCUUUAUUAUAACCAUUGGUUGGAGUGGAAGGGUUAGUGAUUUCGGAGACAUGCAUACAGAUUACAGCUUUUCACCUAAGCAAAAUAUGUUUUUGGAUUUAUGUAGAUAAGCUUUUCCUCUUGUGAAAUAACUAAUUUAUUUUCAAUAAUCAUUAUAAUUUAAUAUGACUUAAUCAAUAUCAACAUGACUCUGCAUUAUGCUUUAUCUUGGUUGAAUAAAAGGUACAAGGAACACGACUUUGGUUUCUAAACAAGAACGUGUCACCACUCUUAUUGUUGCUUACCAAUAACAGUGAACUAGAUGGGAACUAGAUGAAACAUGAUGAAACUGUUCAAAUAGGUGGCCUGAGUUGUUCAACUCUUACACCUGGUCACAAAGACCUUUACACACGAAACUAUGGCUUCUUUGUAGGUUAAUAAUCACAUGGUACAAAAACUCCCUGCUUGGAAGCAAAUUUCGCAGUAAACUUUGAAAGGAUUGCAGAUGCUCUAUCUUUUGUUUUCGUCAUUUUAACACAGUUUGCAUCCCUGGAUGCUGGUUUUGUACCAUGUGACAACUAAGCUGCAAAACCUGUUUUGAUUGAACUUGAAAUGUUCUACAUAUAAAAUAUGAAAACACAUAAAUAUCCCCUUUCAUUCAUCUACAGUCAAUAAAAAUAGGAAAUAGUUUUCAAUUAUUAUUUAAAAACCUAAAUUUUGUCAUUGUACUUGUAGUCUUUUUUGUUAGGGGGCCACCUGCCAAUCUUAGACACUGAAAUUGCAGGAAAAUAUUUUUUUGCCCAAUGUCAAAAACAAAUUGAUAAAAUACAGUUUUAAGGGUGACAAGUCUUACUUCUCGCUUUCUCAUAGCAAUAGUGACUUUGCGGACUUUAACAGCAGGGAUGUAUCCAAUUGAUUGCCAGCCUCCUUCUCCUGCAGACAAACUUGCUUGGACAACUAUAGCGUUCUCGUCUCGAACGUUUGUGGGUUCGAAUUGUAAACGGAGAUCGAUUUUUUCUUUUUCCAAUAAUCUUUCCUUGCACUUUUCGAGGCUACUUUGAAAAGAAUCGUGGUAACUGCUUCCUUUCAACUGCAUCAACUCUGUAAACAAUUCCUCCUCCGCUUCGCUAUUUGAUUCAUCGCGAGUACCCUCUUCCUCACUUUCCUUAUCGUUCUCAUCAUCUGUAUCGCCACAUGCAUCCGGUAUACCGCUUAAAUCGAGAUUUUGCAACCGUGCUGCAAUUGCUCCUGUGUCUGGUGUGCGAACUAUGUCACCAACGCCAGGAAAUUGAGUGCAGUUGCACGACACUUCAUCGAAGGCAAGCCUCGGAACGGACACCAUGUGGUCUGCUGGUUUUUCUUCUGGUUGUAUUGCUGCUCCUGUCAUACCGGUCGUGGGCUCAAAAUCCCAGAUAACAGCCAUUUUCGCUCCUUCGUUGUCAUCAGUUUCUUCAGGGGCAACCUGGUACAAAAAAGUUUUGUGUUAUGAAAGCAAAGAAGACCUGAGCUUAUUAAGCUGCGGAAAGAGGUGAGAUAAGACAUCGGGUGAAACUCAAUGUACCCAACAAAUGGGUAAAAACACAAUCAAAUUGGGUUCAACCCUUAGAAAGGAAAAAAUACUCACAUCAAAUACGGCACUUGACUUCACGUCGAUACAACAAGGCGAUUUUACUCCAGUUAAUUUCGACAUCGCAUCAUCCGAGUCGGGCAACAUUACUAGUCUUCGUUCCGACAAAUCCCACAUGAACGAAAAGUGGCCGUAAACAAGCUUGACCUUCAAAAGUGGGAAGCUUUUGACUGUAAGCUCGAAUCGGCUUUCCAAAUCGGUACAAUGAAGCCAUACGUAGCGAUUAUCUUUAAAUAGCUUCACGUCGCACGGCCUUCUCUCCACGGCGUCCAUCUUGAACUAACAGUAUCACGUGACGAAUAGAGUUUGAUAAUAUAGUUCAAACGCAAAGCAUGAUGGCAUAUAUGCAAACUCCUCCUUUUUGCCUGACCUUCAUGGUGCAAAGAAUUGCCUAGUUGAUGUACCUGCUGCUAAAAUUGAAUUUGGUACACAGCAUAUAACUGAAGAGUUAGAUGGCACUGACAAUGAACAUCAGGAAUACUUUGAUUAUGCUAGAAUUAGUCUUUCAAUGCCUUUGCCAGACAAUUGGCAAGAAGCACUUCAACUGUACAAAAAAUUAAUGCAUGCUGCCCUUCAUGGGUAUUCCUCAUAG